AUGGGCAACGAUCCGGUCUAUGUAUCUGAGGGAUUCACCCCCGGGAUGAAUGGGCAACGGUCCUUGGUACACCGGGUGUAUACUUACCCGUGGUUUCAAAUCGUGUUAAUUAGUUUCAUCUGUUUUUGCUGUCCCGGCAUGUACAAUGCCCUCACUGGGAUUGGAGGCUCCGGCCAAGUCGACGGGACCGUAGCGGCAAAUGCGAACGUUGCUUUACUCUCCGCCAUGGCUGGCACGGCACUCUUCGUCGUUGGACCUAUCUUCGACCGCAUCGGACCUCGGGCCUGUCUGCUGAUUGGAGGCUGGACAUAUCCAUUGUAUUCCGGAAGUCUUCUAUGCUUCAACCGUACGGCGAACGGUGCCUUUGUUAUCGCAGCUGGAGCCAUCCUCGGUAUCGGUGCAUCAUUCCUCUGGGUGGCCCAAGGUGCGAUCAUGACGACGUACGUCCCAGAAUCGCAGAAAGGCCGCGCCAUUGCAGCCUUCUGGAUUAUCUUCAAUCUGGGCGGCGGCAUUGGUUCCUUGGCCAGUUUCGGUAUGAAUUACCACUCAACGAGUGGAACCGUUUCGGACGGCACGUACAUCGCUUUGCUCAUUAUCAUGGCCAUCGGAUGGCUCAUGGGGGCUCUGAUUUGCCCGCCGAAAUCAGUGCGAGUGUCAACUCUGCAAACCACCCCCGAGACCGAAAAGAAUUGGCUCCACGUCGCGAAGCUCACCGUGAAAACGGUUUGUGACUGGAGAGUGAUCUCCAUACUCCCGCUAUUCUUUUGCGCUAAUGUAUUCUACUCGUAUCAGCAAAACACCGUCAACGGAAUGACAUUCAACAUCCGGUCCCGCUCCUUGAACGGUGCCUUGUACUGGAUCGCACAGAUGUUCGGCGGACUCAUCAUGGGCUUCCUGCUGGAUGUCCCUGGUCUGAAUCGUCAAUGGCGGGCUCGACUUAACUGGCUAUUCCUAUUCGUCACGGGGAUGGCGAUCUGGGGUGGAGGAUACGCGUUUCAACUCUGGUACGAUCGUCGCGUGGCGGAGGGCAAGAAGCAAGAUGUCGACUUCACUGAUAGCAGCAUCUCCGUUGGGCCCAUGUUCCUCUACAUCUUCUAUGGCAUGUACGAUGCCUUCUGGCAGUCGUUCUGCUACUGGUUGAUGGGCGCUCAGUCGAACUCUCCCGCGGUGGCCGCCAUCCUUGUGGGGGCGUACAAAACCUUCCAGAGCGUGGGUGGUGCGAUGGCGUGGCGACUGGAUGCGAUGGGCAAGUCGCCAAUGCUGCAAUUUGCAGUCGACUGGGGCCUGUGUAUGGGUUCGCUUGUCAUUGCCAUUCCGGCGGUGUUGGCCGUCACUCUCACCAAUACGGAUCAAGAAACGCUCGACGAGGUGGAUAUUAAACAUAGGCAGGACGAUACGACUGCGGACGGUCCUAAACCGUGA
Aspergillus oryzae RIB40 is the source of this 1422-nucleotide messenger RNA. Its product is annotated as putative MFS transporter. The transcript is spliced from 3 exons. The record is from RefSeq and is a predicted model, not a curated record. Bases 1 to 1422 code for a protein of 473 amino acids. Gene Ontology annotation, molecular function: transmembrane transporter activity. Lineage: Eukaryota; Fungi; Ascomycota; Eurotiomycetes; Eurotiales; Aspergillaceae. Gene Ontology annotation, biological process: transmembrane transport.